AGAGAGUCGGAAAGGGAUCCGUCGGAAAAGUGGCCGUCAGAAAGUUCCCUAGCGAAAUGAUCGGAAAAGUCACUAUGACCGGCUCUGCUUGUUGGGAAAGAUACAAGGUGGUUGCUACUGUUGAGUUGAUCCCUUCGGUGGGUUUCUUUUUGUUCCCAUCCCCGAAAAAGUACAAGUAUGGGGUCCGGUCCGCAACUUUAGUCAUUUUGUCAUUUUGACUAUCUCUAGGUUCGGGGUUAGGUUCAGGUGCAUAGCACUUGAGUCUGACUCUCGUUCGCACUUCCUCGAUAAAACGAAUCCAAGAGAUGGUCCGCGCAACGACUGAGGGCCGAUUGAGAGAUCACUGAGAGCAGAGAUGGAGUUUCCCGGGGAGACUACCCUUGUGUCGAACGAGUGGCUAAGUCUCCCGACACAGACAACUGCCUCUACGUGGCUACUCUAGUUUCGCUAAAGGUUGUCAAUCCUGCCAGGCACUGAGUCCUCAAACUCAUGGCAGAAUCUGCAAACAUUGAGGAAAAGGAGGUGGAGAGCAACACAUGCCACGUAUCAGUACCGUGUCCUGGACAGCAAUCUCUCAUGUAGGAGAAUGGAUCGACUACUCAAGGCAUGA
Molecule: messenger RNA, 610 nt
Organism: Caenorhabditis auriculariae
Lineage: Eukaryota; Metazoa; Nematoda; Chromadorea; Rhabditida; Rhabditidae
Source: the annotation of a GenBank genome assembly